Molecule: messenger RNA, 2002 nt
Organism: Saccostrea cuccullata (small rock oyster)
Lineage: Eukaryota; Metazoa; Mollusca; Bivalvia; Ostreida; Ostreidae
Product: regulator of chromosome condensation-like
Exons: 10
Coding region: 280-1488 (402 amino acids)
Cellular component (GO): cytoplasm
Molecular function (GO): guanyl-nucleotide exchange factor activity
Source: RefSeq, a predicted model, not a curated record
CCUAGAAUACAUGUGAUAAUUAUAUAUACACAUUGAGACAGAUAUAAGCAAUUAUAGAUAGUUGGAGACAGAAGUUCAGCAUGGCCAUUAAUUCAGAGGUAUUGAAUCAUUGGGGUGGGAUUUUAUCCUGUGGGGGUCAGAUGACAUUGUGUAAUUGGGAGAUAAUGACACCUGUCCAUCUGUGAGUGAACUCAGCUAGGGGUAAUUACCCCAGGUGACAAUCACUCAGGUGAUAUAUACAGGUAGACAACAGGUAGGUUCUACAGACCAGUCUCAAUCAUGACUCUGUCUGAGGAACAACAGAACUUUAUCUUCCAGGAGGGGACUGUUUUACAACAGAUGCCUGGAAGAGGGAAAAAGCGAGCCCGGGAGUCAGAGGGGGAAAAUAAGAUCGCUAAUAAGAAACACAAGAUAACACACCCCUCCCACCCUGAUGUGACAGUGACGGGGGUGGUCCUGGCCUGUGGGGAGGGUGACGUCGGACAGCUGGGUCUUGGUCCUGAUGUCAUGGAGAAGAGUCGACCUGCUCUUAUCAACAUUGACAAUCAGAAAAUAGUGUCAGCAGUAGCGGGGGGCAUGCAUACUGUAUGUCUAACUAAUAAAGGCGAGGUUUAUACCUUUGGGUGCAAUGAUGAGGGUGCUUUAGGGAGGAACACAUCAGAGGAGGGGUCUGAGACUCUCCCUGGCAAGGUGGAUUUCCUGGGGCGAGGGAUUCAGCUGUCUGCUGGGGACAGUCACUCGGCAGUUCUGACAGAUGAGGGGAAGGUCUUUGCCUGGGGAAAUUUCAGAGAUGCUAAUGGUAAGAUAGGACUGACACCAGAGGGCAUCAUGGAGAAGCCGAUCGAGAUGUUACCCGGGGAAACCGUCGUCAAGAUCGCCUCCGGCGGGGAUCAUCUUCUGUGUCUGACAGAGAAGGGAGAGAUCUACUCCUGUGGGUGUGCUGAACAAGGACAGCUGGGAAGGGUGGCAGAGUGCUUUUCUGUGCGAGGAGGAAGGAAAGGUCUAGAAUAUAUAUUAAAGCCAGGUGUUAUUAGAUGUUUGCGACAUAAAUCUCGGAAGAGAGUGUUGUUUGAUGAUGUGUUUUGUGGACAGUACAUGUCAUACGCCCGAGAAAAAGAAACCGGAGCAAUGUACGCCUGGGGUCUCAAUAAUUACUAUCAGCUAGGGAAGGUGUACACGGUAGGGAGAGGAGAAUAUGGCAGACUUGGACAUGGAGAUUCCAACGAGGAAAAGAGAAUCCCCGCCGUCCUGGACCUUCCCCCGUGUAAACAGGUGGCAGCUGGACAGGCAGUAUCCUAUGCUCUUACUGAAUCAGGUGAAGUGUAUGCAUGGGGUAUGGGAACCAGUCAACAACUGGGGUCUGGGGAAGAUGAAGACAUUACAACGCCUCAGAAAAUGACGGGAAAACAACUCAGCACCAGGAAAGUGAUAGCAGUGAGUGGGGGCGGGCAGCACACGGUACUUCUGGCCAGUGAGGAAGCUUCCUGAUGACUCAGAUCACCAUAGCAACCAACAGUGCAGCAGUGAAUGUCAGAAACUUUUAGUGCAGCAGAAAAAAAGCAGGACUUUUACCUACUCCAUCAGUCAUCACAGAUCUCACUGAAUCCCGGAUAGUGAUUGUUUGAUUAUACUGAACUUGUAUUACAAUUUAUGUAGCCGUCUGUGUUCCCUUUAGAGUAAAAUUGCCAUAAAAAAAAUUAUUUGAAAUUAUUUAAAUAAAAUAGAGAUUUGAAUUAUGCCAAUUAAAUGUAAUUUAUAUGAGAUUCAACAAAUGGACGAUAAAUGAUGAUUCAGAUGUUUGUUACUUUGUGUAUGUGAGAUCUUGAACAUUUUAAUGCAAUCAUGUGUUUUAUUCCACAGUGUCUGGGUUUGUUUAGUUACAGAAUGUCUUGUACAAAACUCCAUAGUUUGUAUAAAUCUGUAACUUGAUGGACUUGCUCUCUGUAAUUUUAAGAUGCUCAUUUUAUAUACCAAUCAUUUUAUGUGAAUAAAGUUUUACUAA